This is a messenger RNA of Symsagittifera roscoffensis, 2587 nucleotides long. RefSeq names its product pre-rRNA 2'-O-ribose RNA methyltransferase FTSJ3-like. Gene Ontology annotation, molecular function: rRNA (uridine-2'-O-ribose)-methyltransferase activity; rRNA (guanine) methyltransferase activity. The record is from RefSeq and is a predicted model, not a curated record. Lineage: Eukaryota; Metazoa; Xenacoelomorpha; Acoela; Convolutidae. Gene Ontology annotation, cellular component: nucleolus; nucleus; preribosome, large subunit precursor. Gene Ontology annotation, biological process: rRNA methylation; maturation of LSU-rRNA from tricistronic rRNA transcript (SSU-rRNA, 5.8S rRNA, LSU-rRNA); maturation of 5.8S rRNA from tricistronic rRNA transcript (SSU-rRNA, 5.8S rRNA, LSU-rRNA). The transcript has a single exon. Bases 17 to 2557 code for a protein of 846 amino acids.
AUUUUCAGGAUUGAAUAUGCCUAACAAGACCAAAAAGGGAAAGCAUAGGAAAGACAAGUUUUAUCAUCUCGCCAAAGAAACUGGAUAUCGGGCAAGAUCCGCCUUCAAACUUAUUCAGUUGGAUCGGAAACUGCGAUUACUCGAAUCCACACGUGUAGCCAUUGAUCUAUGCGCAGCUCCAGGUGGAUGGCUGCAGGUUCUUCAAAAUUGCAUGCCCGUUUCUAGCGUUAUCAUUGGAGUAGAUCUCGUGCCUAUUAAACCGAUUCCGAAUGUCAUAACGAUAAUGGAUGACAUCACAACUGACAGUUGUGCCUCGGCUAUAUCAAGACAUUUACAGUCAUGGAAAGCGGAUAUAGUUCUCAACGAUGGUGCUCCGAAUGUAGGACAAUCGUGGGCUCAGGAUGCUUUUACGCAAUCUCAGCUUACUCUGGCAGCUUUCAAGUUAGCAGCUAAAUUUCUGGCUAAAGGCGGAUGCUUUGUCACCAAAAUUUUCCGCUCGAAAGAUUAUUUGGCUUUGAAUUGGGCUUUCAAGCAAUUAUUUGUAAAAGUGAAAGCUACAAAGCCGCAAGCCUCACGAAAUGAGAGUGCUGAAAUCUACGUUAUUUGCCAAAAUUUCAAAGCACCGGAUAAAAUAGAUCCAAAAUUUUUCGACAUCAAACAUGUUUUCAAAGACAUGGCAGAUCCUGAUUCAGCAUCUGCUGCACCCGAUAAAUUGUUGGUUGGACAGCCUAUCACCAAGCAAAAUAAACCAAAGGCCAUGGGUUACGAAGAGAAUACUUUGUCGGUAUACAAACCUGUUCCAGUGUCCACAUUCCUGAAAGAGGAAAAUUUCAUCCCAAUUUUGAACUCGUGCUCUGAGUUGAGAUUGGAUAUGCCUGAAGUAGCUGAGCAUGAUUUGACAGUUCCUGAGAUACAAGAAUUUUGUAAAGACGUGCAGUUACUUGGGAAAAAAGACGUAAAAACUCUGCUCAAAUGGCGCGCGAAAAUGCGAACAGAUUUUGCUGUGAAACUGGAAAUAACUGGAGAGAUAAAUAAGGAACCGGUUCAUUCUGAUCAAGCCCCUCCAUUGACUGAAGAAGAAAAAGAGGCACAAUUGGAGGAAUAUCUGGCAAAAGCAGACAAAAAACGGAAGGCAAAACUGCGUGAACAGAAGAUUAAACUGCGACAGAAAAUGGCACUUGGUGCGACUGCCUUGAUUGAAGAGGAUGAUACAUUGUUUUCUCUCGGUCAAAUGAAAUCUAAAAAGCAAUUCGAUGCCUAUGAAGGAGGAGUAGAUGAUGAUAAUACGCCACAGGUCGACCUGGAAGAUUUGGAAGUAGAAAAAUCUGCCAAAAUGUUUGAUAGAGCCAAACAAGACCACAGCAAGCGCAAUGAAUGGAUGAAGGAUCUCUAUUCAGACGACGAAAGUUCCGGUUCCAGUUCUGACUCAGAAAUCGACUUAGAGGACGAGGAUCAGACAGGAGCAGCAGUCGAGCUGGCACCCCAGCCCAAUCCACUCUUGGCAACUGGCAGUCAAACUUUGACAGCAAAUGAACGCGCAAAACAGUGGUACGCGAGUCACGAAGUGUUCUCGGAAAUGAAUUUGAAAGACAAUGCUAACUUGGACUUUUCUGACGACGAAAUUGAUGUAAAAAGUAAAAAGAAGGACAAGACGAACAACAAACAAUUAGCCGAAAAGCAAGUGGAUCCCGAAAAAUUGAAAGCAGAAACUGCUGCAGCGACCAAAAAGGCACGAAGUAUUGCUGAAUUGGUUUCUGGAAAAUCUAACAAAAGAAAACAGGUGUCAUUUGAAAGCGAAUUAUCAGACGAUGAGAAUGAUGAUGAUAUUGGCGAUAAAGAUGAAAACGCGAGUUCAGAUGAUUCUUUAACUGAGUCAGAAACGGAAACAGAUGUUGGUUCUUUAACUAAGAAUCAAAUGUUGAAAAGAAAGCUGACGCCUGAACAACUAGCCUUAGGGCAUGAAAUUGCAUUUUCGGCCAAGCGGAGGCGUGAAAUAAUAGAGAAGGGGUUUCACAGGUUCACUUAUCACGACGAAAAUGAGUUGCCCAAGUGGUUCAAACACGAGGAAGAUAGACACACAAAACCGAUAAUACCAGUGAGCAAAGAAAUAGUUCAGAUGUACAAAGAAAGACUGAAAGAGAUUAACUCUAGGCCGAUCAAAAAAGUGGCAGAAGCGAAGGCGAGGAAAAAAGCGAAAACAAUGAAAAAAUUAGAGAACAUCAAAGGAAAAGCAGAAAAAAUAGCGAAUACUCAAGGAGCUUCAGAACGAGAGAAAUUGUUACAAAUCAAAGGUCUUUACAAAAAAGCGAAGGUCGAUAAGAAAUACAAUAAAGAGAAAACGUAUAUAGUGACGAAAAAGAAGGGAACGAAGGCAGUUAAUCCAAGCAAAAAGAAAAGCAAGAAGGGACCAGUUAAGUUCGUAGACAGAAGAUUGAAAGCUGACAAAUACAACACAAAACAGAAGGCGAAGAAUGAGAAGAAAGGAAAGAAAACUAAAAGUGUUAAGCCACAGAAAGUGAACAAAAUGCGACAUAUGAGGAAGAAUAAAAAGCACUGAUGUCUGCCUUGAAUUUAUUUUUUGAGCUUA